CUAGCAACUCCUCUAACGGACCCAUUUGUAAACUUCAUCAAAUCGUCCGCAAAACAUAAAUGAGUGAUCAGAAGAGGCUUACACCUUGGUGGAAGGGAAUUUGAUUAUCCUGGACUGCCUUCCUAGCCAAACCAUCUAAUACCUCCAUAACUAUGGUGAAUAGGUAGGGAGACAGUGGGUCUCCCUGUCUUAUCCCCUUACAAGCUUUGAUAUUCCCACAUAAACCACCAUUCAAUGCACUUUAAUAACUAGAGUAGUGAUACAGGCAGCCAACAGUUUAAGAAAGCCAGAGGGGAACCCCAUUGCUUUCAUAACAGUGAAGAGAAACUUCCAGUUAACAGAGUCAAACGCCUUCAUGAUAUCAAUUUUCACCAUGCAUCUUGGAGUAACAUUCUUAUAGUGGUAAUUUCUCACAAGCUCAGAAACUAGCAAGAUAUUAUCACUAAUCGCUCUCCCCUUAAUGAAUGCAGAUUGAGAACCAUAGACAACCUAUUUGCUAGGAUUUUAGAUAUACCCUUGUAAAGGGUGUUGCAGCACGAAAUAGGUCUAAAGCCCUUCAUUUUUUCUGCACUAGGGAUCUUAGCAACCAGAGCAAAAAUAGUGUUAUUAACAAUAGUAGGCAUAAUCUCAAUGGAGAAGAAAGCAAGUGUUACAUCAUCUACAUCUCUACCAAUGACAUCCCAAUGCACUCUAAAAAAUUCAGCGGGAAACCAUCAGGUCUUGAUGCCUUGUCUCGACCAAGAGAGUGAAAAACUUGUUUUAUUUCUGCCCUUGUAAUGCCCUGCAUUAGCAGUGACUCAUCCUUAACUGUUAAUCUGUGGUGUAAAAUCCCUUGAUAAAAUUCAACAAAUUGAUGUUCAACAUGUGGAUCCUCAAUAUCAAUAAGCUUGAGUUAUAGAAAUCCACUGGUAUAGCACCUACCUACAGUAUAUCAGCCACCAUUUCUCCUUGCUUAUUCAUCAUGCGAGUAAUCUGUUGUUUCCAAGUCUUCACCUUGACCAUUUUAUGGAAAAAUGAUAUAUUUGAGUCCCCUUCCUUGAUAACCUGAACCCGUGACUUCUGUUUGUAGUAGAGUUCUUCAGCUUUCUUAACCUCCAUGUACUCCAAACUCAUCCUCUUCUCCACUUCUAUACAUUCAGCACUAGGGUUAUUCAGAGUAGCAUCUGAGCUUGUUGCUCCAUUGCAGCUGCAGCUUCUUUAAUAAUAAAAUAAAAUUAGGGCCAUUUUAUAAUAAAACUAAAAGGCGGCGCUUCUAAAAAUUUUUCCCUUCUUCUGGAAAGUCGCCCGCCGCUUCCACAUCCUAAGAGUCAAAAGUUGAAACCAUUUGAAAGCUAGAAGUACAUGCCUCUGCAAUUUCCAUCUUCGUCCUCGUUGUUCUUCGGAAAUUCACCAGAAGCAUCUCCCUUACGCAACGGCCAACGCCCAACCGCUCCUCCAUGCCUUCCUGCCAAUUUCAGUCGGUUACAUUUAUCACUGAAAAUUAACUUACCACCCAUCACCAAAAACAGAGAAAUUAAACAAAAAAGGAAAGCCAUGGAAAUGAGCUCUUCUCUUUUCUUCUUCAUCCGCCAUGGCUACCUACUCGUUUUCGUCUUCUCCUUCCCGUCUCUCUUCCUAGUACAACUCUCCUUCUCCGAUCCCCGAGCCACGGAGGCAGCUCUGAUGUGCGCCAACCGGACCGCCGCAGACCCAAUCCGGCAGACCUUCAUCACCAACUUCCUGGCGGCGCUCAACGACAUGAACCCACUAAUCGCCAACCAGGGAUACGCCGCCGUCAUCAAAGGAACCGGAAAUGCCACGGUCUAUGCCUUUGGCGAGUGUAUGAAGGACCUCGACGGCAGAGAUUGCAACGUCUGCUUCGCGCAGUGCAAGACCCAGAUCCUCCGCUGCCUCCCCUUCCAGCGGGCGGUCCGAGGCGGUCGCCUGUUCUACGACGGCUGCUACAUGAGGUACGACGAUUACGACUUCUUCAACGAGAGCUCCGGCCCCCAGGACGCCGCGGUCUGCGCGCCGCAGAAUUUCUCCGGUGGGGAUUUGGGGGUUUACGGCGCCGGUGCGAUUGCGUUGGUUAGGAAUUUGAGCGAGCUUGCGGUGGCCAAUGACGGGUUCUCGGUGGGUUCGGUGGAGAGGGGAAACGUUUCGGUUUUCGGAUUAGCCCAGUGCUGGGAGUUGGUCAACGGAAGCGAUUGCCGGAGUUGUUUGGCGGACGCGGUUUCGGAGAUUGGGAAUUGUACUCCCAAGGUAGAAGGCAGAGUUCUGAAAGCUGGGUGUUAUAUGAGAUACUCCAAUCAGAGAUUCUACAACAUUUCCAGCUCCCCCGCGCCUUCUGGAAACGGAGGGCGAAGCCACUUGGGUGUGAUUUUGGCUUCGAUUUCCGCAGCUGUGGCAGCUGGGAUCGUUGUUUUAGCUGCUGUUUUACUUGCGAGGAGAAGGAUCCGCCGAAAGCAAACCCAGAGGAAGGAACUUGGAGCUCUUCUACUUACUGUGAACAAGUCCAGGCUCAAUCACUCGUAUGAGUCUCUUGAAAAAGCUACCAAUUACUUCCACCAAUCUAAUAAGCUGGGACAAGGAGGAUCUGGGUCGGUUUACAAGGGAAUAUUGGGUGAUGGCAAAACAGUGGCUAUAAAAAGGCUGUUCUUCAACACAAGGCAAUGGGUGGAUCAUUUCUUCAACGAAGUCAACUUGAUCAGUGGAAUUGAACACAAGAACCUUGUCAAGUUAUUGGGUUGCAGCAUCACUGGCCCUGAAAGCCUCCUAAUUUAUGAAUACGUCCCAAAUCAAAGCCUUCAUGAAUACCUUGAUGUGGGUUCGGGAAGAAGCAUGAAUGCUGAGCCGUUGACUUGGCAGAGAAGGUUUAAUAUCAUACUUGGAACAGCCGAAGGACUAGCCUUUCUUCACGAGGAGUCAGAAUUGAGAAUCAUACAUAGAGAUAUUAAGUUGAGCAAUAUUCUGCUGGAUGAAGAUUUCUCUCCCAAAAUUGCUGAUUUUGGACUUGCAAGAUUGUUUCCCGAAGGCCAAACCCACAUAAGCACUGCAGUUGCAGGCACAUUAGGUUAUAUGGCUCCUGAAUAUGUUGUUCGAGGCAAGCUGACCGAGAAGGCAGAUGUUUACAGCUUCGGGAUCGUGCUGAUAGAAGUUGUGACGGGGAGGAGAAGCAACUCCUUCUCGAGGAACCCGUAUUCUAUUAUUCAAACGGUGUGGAAUCUGUAUGAAAGUGGUGAUCUGUGUGAAGCUGUUGAUCCAGAUUUACAAGGCGAUUUCCAACGGGAGGAAGCCACUCGAUUGCUAGAGAUAGGGCUGUUAUGCGUGCAAGCUUCCGCGGACCUGCGGCCAUCGAUGUCAGUGGUGGCAAAGAUGGUGGUGGGAGACCAUGAAAUUCCUACCCCAACACAGCCGCCAUUUUUGAACCAUCAGCAUAAUAGUAGCGGGAUUGGUGAAACUAGGAAGCCCGUAAGACCAGCUACCGCUUCCGAGUCCUAUAGCCAUUCUUCUGAGAACAGUACGACACAGAGCUUGGUCGAACCCAGAUGAGAAGUGUGUUAUUAUUUGGUAUUAUUGUAUAUAUAAUCUCUUGUGAAUCUAUAAGUGUUUCAGUUUCUUAUGUACCGUACUAGCUUCGAAUCAUUGUUUCUUGAGCUGACCUGUGGUCGAUUCGUUGUAGAGAGGCGGCGAUAAACAUACGAGAGCAAGAGCACUAGAGCAGAUAACAUUCUUUGUCGUAUGUGCUGUAUAAAAUAAAUUAAUAGGAAACUGUACGACUGGUGUUGUUGCAUACUAAAAGACUAGCAUUUUGCCCUGCCGAUUGGCCGGGUGAGUUUUCUGAUCAUGCUGAUAAGUGUAAUGUGGCAAGAUCGUCAAACUUAUAUAAACGAUUGAAUUAAUCAAGUAAGUGGUCUAAG
Molecule: messenger RNA, 3899 nt
Organism: Linum trigynum
Lineage: Eukaryota; Viridiplantae; Streptophyta; Magnoliopsida; Malpighiales; Linaceae
Source: the annotation of a GenBank genome assembly